Messenger RNA from Condylura cristata (star-nosed mole), 5452 nucleotides. It is a transcript of the gene PPM1F, whose product is annotated as protein phosphatase, Mg2+/Mn2+ dependent, 1F. The coding region runs from base 250 to 1632 and encodes 460 amino acids. The transcript has 9 exons. The record is from RefSeq and is a predicted model, not a curated record. Gene Ontology annotation, biological process: protein dephosphorylation; negative regulation of protein kinase activity. Lineage: Eukaryota; Metazoa; Chordata; Mammalia; Eulipotyphla; Talpidae. Gene Ontology annotation, molecular function: cation binding; protein serine/threonine phosphatase activity. Gene Ontology annotation, cellular component: cytosol.
GGGGCUGUUGGAUCCGCGAGUAGGGCGCGGAACGCUGGGCGCGGAGCUGCAGGUCAGCUCCUUCCCAGUUCCAACCCCUGGAGCAUCUGGACAGGGCCCACUGCUUAGACCUCUACCUGCACCUUUGCUGAACCAUGUCUCUGCCCAAUUCCUCAUACCCAUGGCCUCUCCACACCCUAUGGCUCUCUCCCAAGUAAAUUUAAGAGUAAAGACUGGAACCAGCAGCAGAUCCCUUGGGAUGCUCUGGGCAUGGCCUCUGGAGCCCCACAACAGAGCAGCCAGAUGGCAGAGGAGACUCCAGGCUUCCUGGACGCAAUUCUCCGUGACUUCCCAGCCCCGCUCAGCCCGGAGAGCCCUUUGCCAUGGAAGGUCCCAGGGACGACACUGAGCCAGGAGGAGGUGGAAGGCGAGCUGAUUGAACUGGCAUUGGGCUUCCUGGGUGCCAGAAAUGUGCCACCAGCUCUUGCUUCAUCUUUGGCCUGUGAGGCAGUGUCCCAGCUGCUGCAGACAGACCUUUCCGAAUUCAGGAAGUCGCCUGGGCAGGAGGAGGAGAAUGACGAUGAGGAGGAAGAGAAGAAGGCCCCUGUGACCCUGCUAGAUGCCAAAGGCCUGGCACUGAGUUUCUUUAACCAGCUCUGGGAAGUGUGCAGUCAGUGGCAGAAGCAGGUGCCGGUGCCCGCCCGGGGUCCAGAGCGGCCACGGCUGAUCUCCAUCCACGCCAUCCGGAACUCUCGCCGCAAGAUGGAGGACCGGCACGUGUGCCUUCCAGCCUUCAACCAGCUCUUUGGGCUUUCUGACCCGGUAGACCGCGCCUACUUUGCCGUGUUUGAUGGUCAUGGAGGGGUGGAUGCUGCCAGGUACGCCGCUGUGCAUGUGCACGUCAACGCUGCCCAUCGGCCGGAGCUGCUCACCGACCCCGAGACAGCCCUCAGAAAGGCCUUCCAGUGCACCGACGAGAUGUUUCUCUGGAAAGCCAAGCGAGAGCGGCUACAGAGCGGCACCACAGGCGUAUGUGCGCUGAUUGCAGGAAACACCCUGCACGUCGCCUGGCUCGGGGACUCCCAGGUCAUCCUGGUGCAGCAGGGACAGGUGGUGAAGCUGAUGGAGCCACACAAACCGGAGCGACAGCCAGGCUCGCCCUCUGGCUAUCUCCCACAGGAUGAGAAGGAGCGCAUCGAAGCACUGGGCGGCUUUGUGUAUCACAUGGACUGCUGGAGAGUCAAUGGGACACUGGCUGUCUCCAGGGCCAUUGGGGACAUUUUCCAGAAGCCCUAUGUGUCUGGGGAAGCGGAUGCAUCCUCCCACGAACUGACGGGCUCCGAGGACUACCUGCUGCUGGCUUGCGAUGGCUUCUUUGAUGUCAUCUCCCACCAGGAGGUCGCUGACCUGGUCCAGGGCCACCUGGUCAGACAGGAGGGCAGCGGGCUGCAUGUGGCGGAGGAGCUGGUGGCUGCGGCCCGGGAGCGGGGCUCCCACGACAACAUCACGGUCAUGGUAGUUUUCCUCAGAGACCCCCAAGACCUGCUGGAGGGCAGGGCCCAGGGGCCUGGGGACUCCCGCGCAGAGGGGAGAAGCCAGGACUUGCCCUCUCACCUCUCAGAACCAGAGACCAGCAUUCCACAGAGAAGCUAGGAGGUGCAGCCCUCUCCCCACGCUCCCAUCCUGUGAUCUUCCCUCUUAGGACCAGAUGCCUUAGGACCCAACAGGCAACAGUGAGCAGGCAGGUACCACCUGCACAGCAGUCUCCCCGGGGACCCCUGAGCCUCCCAUGCUGCUUGCAUCGGCCCCUCCUGGCAGGUACAGAACUGCAUUGGGCAUUGAGUGUCACAUCCUGCUCAAGACAGUGGGACAGCCAGGGAACUCCAGGGAAGCUUAGGGAAGAGACCUCACCAAAGAGAAGUCCUGGAAGUGCCCAUCGGGCCGGGUAGGGUCAGAGGUCACAGGCUCUGGCCAAAGGCCAAAGACACUGGGUAUGAGCGUGGGACGACAGGAUGUUGCGGAUGGAGACCUGAGGCAGCCUGGGAGCUCCAGAUGUUUUCAAGACAUCCCGGUGUCUGCUCUUCACUGGCCAUGCCUGAGGGUGUCGUAUCUGUUUCUACAGGUGUAUCUGGAGGGUCCUGGCUAGCCAUGUGGUUUUCCACAGAAGAAGAGGGGCCCAGGGAUCUGGUCUGCCGGCUCACCCACAUGCUUCGUAGCAGCUGAACACAUGGGCCCUGGUCUUCAGAUCCCUGCUCCCCUCUUCCCGCCAGGGAGUCAGACACUCGGGACCACAACGUGCAUGUCUUUUGUUUGUGGUCUUUUUCUUCCUCCAGGGAAAGGUCUAAUUCAGAAGCAGUAUUUCAGGUUUUGUCUAUGUUUUGUUGGUGCCAAGAUGACCUGUUGUGUUGUAUAACUUAAGCAGAGCUUAGCAUUUAUUUUAUUCUUUAGACAAAGUUAAGUAUUGAUAUUUUUAGGGAAAUUUUUUUGCAGUAUUACUGAAUUUUUUUGUUUUUCUAGAUCAGGAUUGAAACAAAAUCUCUUCCAGGAGGUGUUACAAGCCAUUCAAGUGCCUUAACCACUGUAGGUGAGGCGAGGACUCUGACAGGGCGACAGGUUCUAAUAGGCAUGUUAAGUUUUCACAAAAGUAGGAUUGACUUUGCGGCAUGAUUUUAACUAGAAUUCUUCCUGAAAGAGUUCUCUUUGCCUCUUUGUGAUGUGCCACUGAUAGUCAGUAGAGUGAAGUGACCCCCGAGAGUGUGAGGGCUGUGCCAGACAGCAGGGCUCUGGGGAUCUGAGGUGCCCAUGGCCCCCUUGGCCACCUUACCCAGCCCGGCCCGGCCACUCAUGUCUCUGGCUGGACCAUAGGCUAGGUUCCCAGCUCCAUGAGGCCAGUCCUUGCUCCUAUUUGACUAGAAUGUUCCAGAAUGUCUUGUGUAUUGGUAGUCAAAUUGGUUUUGUUUGGAAACAUGUUUAAGAGACUCUGGCAAGGCCUGAAGCAGCCUGUGGGUCUCUGGACCUGUUGGGUUCUGUCCCCUGCUCCCAUACUGCAGUCCCUCACCGCAUGAUGGCCUGCUUUGUCCCCAGCUUGACCAGCUGUGAGAGAACCCCACAUUCCCCAUACCCCAAGGAGAUGAAACUCAGAAUUCACAGGGUUUCAGUGACUUCAGUGAGGCAGACCUGAUGUUUGGAAAUUGAGUGUGGCAAAAUUUGAGUCUGGGUGAGGGCUCCAGACAGAGGUCGGGGGUCUUUGGUUGGGUACACCUGGCCUGGUAGAGCCCAGUGUGUCUGAGAAGGGGGGGAAUCUUGAGGGAGGGGGGGUAGUGGGAGGAAGCUUGGCUCAGGCCCCAAGCUUCUGUGAGGUAUUCAGUCACACCUGGCAUCAAGGCCCCAGAACAGUCUGUACACGACACAUACUGACUCUGUCCCACUGCAGUGAGGCGAAGAGUUGCUGCCCUUCCUGAGGUCAGUGGGCUGCCCAGCAGAGUGGGGAGCGUACCUUUGGUUGGGGGCAGGAAGGGGGUCACUGUCUGCAGUUUUUACCACCCCAGUUUUUACCCUUUGCCACCCCCACUCCACAUCAGGGAUGAGAAAGUUGCAGUGAUGCAGUGCACACCUUGUGCAAGGGCUCAUGCUAGCAGGCAUCUUAAACACGUCCUCAGAAUUCAGAGGCACAGCGUGGCCGAUGAUGACCAGGUAUUGCUCAGCUCAACUUGAAGCCCCUGCUGCCUUCCAGUACCCAGAAAUCUCCAUGUCAGCUCCUUGCUGCACAGGGCUGAGGUAGGGCAUGGCCUGUCCUCCCCAGCCAGCCCACUAUCUGUGGCCUGACCUUAAUGGAGGGCACUCUGGGCAUGUUUUUCUCUUUUCUUUGCUUAUUGAUUCAAUAGAUUGUUGCCCAGUGUGGAGCUCCCCAGUAUACUGGCUCCGCCCCAAAGUCUGGGUUGCACCACUUGCUGAUCUGAUUCCUGCCGGUGAGGUCCUAUGAGGCAGUCUCCAGGCUGACCAUUCCCCAAGCCCGGCUGCUGGGAUGGAGGCCUCCCCUGUCCUGGCUGCCUGGAAAAAGUCUGCUGUCAGGAGCCAGCCCUGAGUCCAUGCCUUGGAGCUGAGGAGGCCCUUAUUCCUGCUCAGCUGCAUGGACAAUGGCCUUAGCCUGGCACUGGGCACAGAGGCAGUCUCUUCUGUCUUGACCAGGGUUGAGCUGGGCUCACUCCCUUUCCAAGCCUCAGUCCCAAGACUGAGUCCUUGGCAGGGACACUGGUAAGGAAACCUUGAUCCCCAUCUCAAGUCUCUGCUGAGCCACUGCCCCAUUGCAUGAGCUGGGCAAGUCCUCAGUUUCCCAUCAGGCACAGGGGUUUCCCUGAGUUCUGGAGGUUCUGGGGAGAGCUGGCUGCAUCCUGGGGAGAUGCUGCCGGUGCUGAGGCCCUCCCCCACUGCCAGCAGGAAGGGUGAUUAAGUAUUAUUAGUUUCUAUUCUUAAAUUAAGUGGGUUGGAAAGGAAUGGAGGUACAGAUGCCAGCGCCUUAUAUGGAACGUGAAAACUGGAGGAAUCCGGCCCUGUGUUCACAGGUAGGGCUGUUCCCAAGCCAGCGGUGGUGGAAGAAGCUCAGGUGUGAGGCAGGAGAGCAGGUGUGGGAGAGCAGAACUGGCCUCUCCCGGCUGCCUGUUAGUUUUCCAGUGCUCUGGCUUCCCAGAAGUCUCCCCCAUCCCGCCUGUCCCCAUCCAAGACUAGGCAGUGGGUGGUCAGAAACCCGGGGUCCCCGUCUCAAGUCUCAGCUGGGCUACUGCCCCAUUGCAUGAGCUGGGCAAGUCCAAGUGCAUCUCUCAGCCUCGGUUUCCCUUCAGGCACAGGAGUUGCCCUGAGUUCUGGAGGUUCUGGGGAGAGCUGUAUGCUCUUGGGGAAGGCAACACGGAGAAGCAUGGCUGCAGCCUCCCUCCCUCUCUCCUCCCAGGCCAGCACAGCCCUGCCACCCCCGGCCCACAGUGCCCGCAGUGCCAUUUCUGGUAUGGGUGGCUGGCUGCCUCAGCAGUAUUACUAGAAGUGGGGGCGCAACACAGACCACGCCAAGGUCUGAGCUCAACAGAACCCAGUUGGAGCUGUACAAAGUAAACUGUGUUUUGGGUUGACCCUGCCUGUCGCCCUGAGGCCAGCCACAGAAGGCCUCUGCUUCUCAUCAAGGUUCUACAGCUUUGCCAAAUGCACAGAGCUUUGCCUUUUACACACCAUGCCCACCUUGCCAAGGAUUUACCUGUGCCCCUAUUGAUGGGGUUCCUGGGAAUUGUGCUCUUUGCAAGGGGGAGUCUUGUUCCAAGGCAAGAUGACUGUUUCCCCGUCUUUAAGGACAAGUCCCAACAUGAGGGGACCAGAAGGGUGGUCUCCCGGGGACCUCUGUGCUUAUGUGUCAAUAAACCACAAAUUCUAAAAUUCUGUUGCCAUGUCCUGAGUCCGGCCUUCUUUUGCCUCUGGACACCUAGUGUCU